AUGACUGACAAUAACAAUGAAAAUAACAUCAAACAUCACACUUUAUGCAUUGAUUUAGUUCGCAAACAUGAUUAUGAUGUUGAUCGUCUGAAUGAUUAUUACCUUUAUACUCGUAAAAUAGUUGCCAAAGAUAGUAACAUGGGAUUUUCUAUACGAGGAGUACGAUCGAUGCAGCAAGUGAAGAUAGUACGCGUUUCUCUUUUAAAACGUGCUAAUGGUUGGAAACCAUUUUUGUAUGAUAUCAACGUGGAUGGCUGUCAGUUUAUACGAAAUCCAGCUAGAAAUCCAGUAGCCAAUCUCUUCUAUCAAUUUCUAAAGGAAUUCUCAAAUAUAAAUCAUGCGUGUCCUUAUGAUCAUGAUGUACUUAUCGAUAAGCUGACCAUACUGAAUGGAACAGUCAAAUUACCAUUUCCUUUAGGAGAAUAUGCUCUAGACACACAAUGGGUUAUCAAUAAUCGCAUGCUCCUACGUGUUAAUGGCUCUUGCAUAUAUUGGAAGGAAUGA
This is a messenger RNA of Teleopsis dalmanni, 504 nucleotides long. RefSeq lists its product as uncharacterized. NCBI's taxonomy places the organism in Eukaryota, Metazoa, Arthropoda, Insecta, Diptera, Diopsidae. The transcript has 3 exons. Bases 1 to 504 code for a protein of 167 amino acids. The record is from RefSeq and is a predicted model, not a curated record.